Molecule: messenger RNA, 1433 nt
Organism: Daktulosphaira vitifoliae (grape phylloxera)
Lineage: Eukaryota; Metazoa; Arthropoda; Insecta; Hemiptera; Phylloxeridae
Product: jerky protein homolog-like
Exons: 4
Coding region: 54-1433 (459 amino acids)
Cellular component (GO): nucleus
Molecular function (GO): DNA binding
Source: RefSeq, a predicted model, not a curated record
AUGAAAUUUUUAAGUUCAUAUCUUGUCCAGAAUUAUCAGCUACGAGAAAAACUAUGAAAAAGUCAUCAUUAUCAGAUAUGGAAUCUGCUCUUUUUGAAUGGUUUAAACAGAAGCGUAUUGAAGGACUUCCAAUGUCUGGGCCAAUAGUUUGUGAAAAGGCAAAAUGGUUUCAUGAAAAUUUGAAAAUAGAGGAAAGUUUUAAUGCUUCACAAGGUUGGUUAUUUAGAUUCAAAACUUGUCAUGGUAUAAGACAGCUGGACAUUCAAGGUGAAUGUCUCAGUGGAGAUUUGACUGCUGCAACACUGUUUAAUGACGAAUUCAAUUCAAUGCUUUCAAAAUUGAACCUGUCCCCUGAUCAAGUGUACAACGCAGAUGAAUCAGGUCUAUUCUGGAAAAUGUUACCCUCAAAAACACUUGCCGCGCAAUCUGAAAAAUCAGCUCCUGGACAUAAAUCUAGCAAAGAACGACUUACUAUUAUGACAUGUUCAAAUGCAACCGGUACACAUAAGAUCAAAUUAACUGUAAUUGGAAAAGCUAAAAAACCAAGAUCUUUUAAAGGAACCGAAAUGAAAUAUUUUCCAUGUGAUUAUUACCACCACCCAAAAGCUUGGAUGAACCAGGUUAUUUUUAGUGAUGAAAAAGGUAUACCAAAAAGAGCUGUUCUUCUGCUUGAUAACGCUCCUUCACACCCCUCAGAAUCUAACCUGAAAACAAUGGAUGGUCAAAUUUUUGUCUAUUAUCUACCACCUAACGUAACUUCCUUAAUACAGCCAAUGGAUCAAGGCGUGAUUUCCUGUUUGAAACGAAAGUACAAAAAGAUAUUUCUCCGUUAUCUCUUACAAGAAAAUUGUUAUGAUUCAAUGAAAGAACUUUUGAAAACAUGGACCAUAAAAGAUGCCAUUUUCGCAGUAUAUCAAGGUUAUGGUGACGAAGAAAAUGUCGAAGAUACAGAUAUAGAAGAUUGUCUUGAACUUGCUACAUCUAUUCCAGAUUUCACUAACGUUGAUAAAGACGAUAUUGUUGAUUGGCUACAAAAAGAUCAUAACGAAGAGGGAUUUGAGCGUUUAAGUGACUUUGACAUAGCAGCUCGUUAUGGCAGUACAAGUACACUAUCUACCUCACAAAAGCUUGAUUCUUCUUCUGAGAGUGAUAAUGAAAGUGAGAGUUUUGAAAAAAUACAGACUAGCCAAGCAAUGGAAGCAGUUAAUGUCCGUUUGAAAUUUUGCGAGCAGGAGGAUUUUGACUUCCAUGACGUUCUUGGCUUAAGAAAAAUAAGAAGUGAAAACGAUACAAUUACAGUCUCGUCUCUUGACUUACGUAUUGAAAUUGAAGCAUCAGCCGCGUUUCAUGCUAAUACAACUGCAUAUGCUCUAGUAAUUUCAGACAAUGUAUUUACAUAUACACAUUUUGACGGAACUGUCCGUAUAAUUUAA